Carassius gibelio (silver crucian carp) is the source of this 1707-nucleotide messenger RNA. Its product is annotated as heterogeneous nuclear ribonucleoprotein A1-like. The record is from RefSeq and is a predicted model, not a curated record. Lineage: Eukaryota; Metazoa; Chordata; Actinopteri; Cypriniformes; Cyprinidae. The transcript has 12 exons. Gene Ontology annotation, molecular function: RNA binding. Bases 156 to 1394 code for a protein of 412 amino acids.
GCACAACAAAAGCGUUAGCGGGAAGCGUAAACCAAUCAGCGUCCGCAGUAGGCGGGGACUGUAUUUACCCUAGCUAUUUAUAUUAUCUCUCCUCAGUCCUCACAGUCUCACCGACGAGUGUGUGUGGCGCAGCACGGUCAGAAAUAGUCGGUAGGAUGUCCAAAGAGGGCCAGCCACGUGAGCCUGAGCAGUUGCGGAAGCUCUUCAUUGGAGGGCUCAGCUUUGAAACCACAGACGAUAGUUUGCGGGAAUAUUUUGAGCAAUGGGGCACCUUAACGGAUUGUGUGGUGAUGAAAGAUCCAAACACCAAACGCUCCAGAGGCUUUGGGUUUGUCACUUAUUCCAACAUGUGUGAGGUCGACGCUGCUAUGGAUGCACGACCCCACAAGGUCGACGGUAGGCUUGUGGAGCCCAAACGAGCCGUGUCUCGAGAGGACUCCAACAAGCCAUUUGCUCACACAACUGUGAAGAAGAUCUUUGUGGGUGGCAUUAAGGAUGACACUGAGGAGCACCAUCUUCGUGAUUACUUCAAAGAGUUUGGCAAACUUGAGGCCAUUGAGAUUAUGGUUGACCACAAGACCGGAAACAAAAGAGGCUUUGCCUUUGUUACGUUUGAUGACCAUGACUCCGUUGAUCGUAUCGUCAUUCAAAAAUACCACACUGUGAAUGGGCACAACUGUGAAGUCAGAAAAGCUCUGUCUAAACAAGAGAUGCAAAACACUGGCAUGAACAUGAGAGGCCGUGGUGGUGGUGGAGGAGGAGGUGGAAACUUCAACAGAUAUGGCAAUAAUGGCGGCUACAACAAUGACUUUGGAGGCAAUGGGGGUGGCAACCGUGAUGGCUAUUUUGGAAGGGGAGGCAGAAGUGGUGGAGGAGGCGGUGGUUAUGGAGGUGACUGCUACAACAAUGGAUUUGGCGGCGGAGAUGCUUUAUGUACAGCUGUCACCAGGGAAACCUCAAUCUCUACCACUACAACAGCAGAGAAAGAGUUUGCAAAUAUGCUGCCAACGGACUAUGGUGGUUAUGGUGGUGGUCCUGGUAACUAUGGUGGAAACCGUGGAUAUGGAGGUGGUGGUGGAGGAGGAGGACAUGGUUAUGGCAACCAAGGCGGUGGUUAUGGUGGCGGCGGCGGCAACAGUGGUGGUGGCUAUAAUGACAAUUACAACAAUGGCAAUGGAAACUUUGGAGGUGGCAACUUUGGAGGUGGUGGCGGCGGUGGAGGUGGUAACUACAAUGACUUUGGCAACUAUAACAGCCAGCAGUCCAACUAUGGACCCAUGAAAGGGAACUUUGGAGGUGGCGGAGGAAGAAACAGUGGCCCCUAUGGUGGUGGCUAUGGUGGUGGUGGAUCUGGUGGUGGAUAUGGAGGUGGCUCUGGUGGCAGACGGUUUUGAGCUCAGAAAGGACUGAGUGCUUUAGGAGAGGAGAGCGAGAGAAGUGACAGGGCAGAUGCAGGUUUACAUCCCUAGAUCUGCUCAGCCAAACAGGCUUGGCAGAUUUACAGCUGCCACCAGAAGAAGUGUACAGUAGCGCUAUCAUGUGUGGGACAUCAUGAAUUUGUCAUGCAGACUUAUUUUAUAUUGUCUAUGGAAAAAGCAUUCCAAUGAGGUUUUAUGUAGAGUUAUUUUGAGUCUUUAUGGAAUUUUCUUUUUUUAAUGUUACUAAUCAAGGUGAAAUAAAACAUCCUUUUUGUUUUUUUAAAAAAAA